CGGCGGCGGCUGUGGCGCGAGGAGGAAGUCUUCCGCUUCCGGUGUGGGCGGGGCCAAAAGGGAAAGGGGCGGAGUCGGAAGAGGGAGAGCGGGAAGAAGGGAGCGAAAGGGGAACGCCUCCUUCUCUCUCUCUCUUUUCAGUCCACAGUCAAGGAAGCGUCGCCUGUGGCGCGAGGACGCAGCGCACGCCAGUGACGUGGAGCACGACGUCGGUCGAAGCCACGCGCCGCAGGUGUCUUUCAGGCAGAUGCUGGUUGCCGUUAGAGACUGGAUGCUGAAUGAGAUUAACUGAUCUAAACCAGCAAGGCCAUUGUCUUCAUUGUGAAUGUACUCCCAACUUGACUGAGCCAUGAAUCUUGCCCUCCAUGACCUGUUGACCUGCUGCCGUCAGCUUGAAAGUGACAAGGCCUCAGAACGAAAGAAGGAAAUUGAGAAGUUCAAACGUCUCCUCCGUGAUUCUGAAACAAUUCAGCAGUUGGAUCAAAACUCUGAUUCCAAACAUGGAAAACAUCUUAACUGGGAUACUGUAUUCAGAUUUCUGCAGAAGUACAUUCAGAAAGAAACUGAAAGUGCCAGGCUAGCAAAGCCAAAUGUGUCUGCAUCAACGCAAGCAACAAGGCAAAAAAAGAUGCAGGAGAUCAGCAGCUUGGUCAAAUAUUUCAUCAGAUGUGCUAAUAAAAGAGCGCCCAGGUUGAAAUGUAAAGAGCUUCUAAUGUAUAUCAUCAACACAGUAAAUGAUCCAUCAAGUUAUGCUAUUUAUGGAGCAGACUGUAGUAGUAUAUUGCUAAAGAAUAUUCUUGUAGUGAGAAAAUACUGGUGUGAAAUAUCUUCACAACAAUGGUCAGAUCUCCAAAACCUGUACUUCAGAUUGUUCCUCAGACCUUCCAAAGACAUCAACAAGGUUUUGGUGGCUAGAAUCAUUUACACACUCACCAGAGGAUUGUGCUUCCAAACUGAUGAGUUAAAUUCUAAUAUUUUUAACUUUUUCCCAAAAGCUAUGCAGUAUGCAAGGCAAGAAAGAAACCCUGUGGCUCUUGAACAUAUUUUUGCAGCCAUGAAUGUAGUUUUUGGUGUGUUUGCUAUGAAUUACCGUAUCCGAAUUUGUAAGCUAGGAGAGGAAAUUCUGCCAACUGUCCUUUGGAUAUGGGCUCAGUAUAAACCAAAAGAUUCCCUGAAGAAGCAGAUCAUUCAGCUAGUCCAGCUUCAGGUUCGUGUUCAUCAUCCAAAUGGAGCAAAAAGCCAGGAAGAAGGAGUCUGUAACUCAGUGAAAUGGGAAAGUAUUUUAUACAGUCUCUAUGACUUAUUAGCUAAUGAAGUCAAUCUCAUUGGCAGCAGAGGAAAAUAUUCUUCAGGCUCACGCAGUAUUGCUGUAAAAGAAAACCUUGUUGAGUUAUUUGCUGAUAUUUGUCAUCAGCUCUUUACAGAAAGCACCAAAGUUUUGGAGAUAAGCCAUCCAUACACUGUUACACAGAGAGAGGUUGGAGAUGGAGAAGGGCCAUACAAACGUAGGAGAAUUGAAUUAGGUUGGGAAGUGAUUCGUGACAACCUGCAAAGAUCGCAGAAGGACUUUGAUGUCAUACCCUGGCUGCAGAUUACAACCAGAUUAUUAUCAAAGUAUCCCACAAGCAUUCCUCAUGAGGAGGUGCUUCUUUUACUCAAUAUACUUUAUCAGCUACUACCUCAGCAGCGUCGAGGAGAAAAGACACCUUAUGUGUUACGAUGUCUUAAAGAGGUUGCAUUGUGUCAAGGCCAAAAACUACAUCUGAAAAACACUCACAAGUUAGAGCUGCAGCGAACAUGGUCAAAAGUUUGGUCUUUUGUUGUUCGUAGCCUAAGUCUUCAGCAAAUUGAAGUAGAAUGUUUUGAAUUACUUGGAGCAAUGAUUCAAGGAAAGAUAAUAGCAAUGGAUAGAGAAAUUUGGAAGAUAUUUUCAGGAUCUUCAUGCAAGCCGUCAAGAUCUGCAGCACAGUUCUUGACAGUUGCACUUAGAACAUCAGAAGUACCGGAAAUUUUGAAAAAUGGGACAGUACAGAAUGAUUGCGAAGGAAAUACAACUCUUUCAUUAAAAGAAGCAAUUCUGAAGUGGCUUCUGUUCUGCCAUGAGGAGGAAGAUAUAGAGGAUACUGUGGAACUCCCUCCUAUUCUGUGCAGUGACUUUCCUAAAUUAGAACUGCAGAAAAGUCUUGUAAGCCUGACUAUGAAAAAUAGUACAUCGGCCAUAAAUUUUUUUCACAAUGCUUCUGAAUGUUUGCAACAUGCACAAGAAAACAAAGUCAGUUUUUCAGAAACUGAAGCAUUCUACAUGCAGACAACUUGUGAUGGAAUUGAUAUAUUUACAAACAUGAUAGAGGAGAUAUCAGAAAGCAAACCCUCUGGUUCCAGACUGGUAGUCAACCAGAAACGUAGACAAGCCUUAGAGAAUGAUCUCUUGGUGAUGUCAGAAAAACUUCUUAGUAGCUUUUCUUUUGAGAUGUCUGCAGAAACCCUUGUGCGCUGUGGUGGUCUUUUGGCUGGAGUUCUUGGUUGCUAUUGCUAUGCUGGUAUCUUGACAGAAGAAGAAGCAUAUAAAUCAGAGCUUUUUUAUAAAGCCAAGUCUCUUAUUCAUUAUGUAGGAGAAAGCAUUUCUCAGUCUAAAAACAAGCAAAAUGAAGAUUCCAUGAUCAUUUCACUGAGGACUUCAAUAUUGCAAUGUGCUAGUUGCUUAUGUAAUUGUAACCAGAACAGCCCCCAAAAGAGUAUGUCUGACAUUUUCUUGCAUUUGUUAACAUCAAAGCUGAUGAAUGAUCUUGCAGAUAUGUGCAAACUUCUGAUGGCGUCUAUGGGAAAGGCAAAUGAAGUUGGAGAAGUAGAUAUAAUGGAUGAUGAUCCUGAAGAGAGCAGAAUGGAAGGAGAACACCGAGCAGUCUUGGAUCUGUUUGAUGAUGAGUGCGUCAAACCUGGAGAUGUAAAUGAAUGUGGAGAAUUGCAGACUUUGGCAGGUGCCUUAAGCCCAUUAUCUGAAGAACAUCUGACUAAACAGGACUUGCUCCUCCUUGACAUUUUAAAGUUCUUGUGUAUUGCUGUCACAGCAUCUUCAGGACAAACAGUUUGCUUUAGAGUUUCUGAAAUUCGGAGGAAACUCUUGAUGCUAAUUGAGGGGAACACAUUUGAUUAUAUGAAACCACUACAUCUUCAAGUGUACUUAGCCUUGUUGAAGGAGCUUCCUAGUGAAGAAAAUCCCUUGCUAGAAGAUCAGAUUGUCUCACUGCUCAGUCCUCUUGGGGAUGUCUGUUCUUUUUAUCGUCGAGAUCAAGAGGUUUGCUCAGCAAUUCUCCAUAAUCUCCUUCCCAUGGUGACUGCUUUGGGCAAUGCCACAACAAAUACUGAAGAUUUAAGUAGAGCCCAGGGUCAAUUUUUAACAGUUGUAGAGGCAUUUUGGCAGUUAGCAAGUGAACAUAAAUGCACAGCUCCAGUAAGAAUAGCCUUAGUGAACUGCAUGAAAACCUUACUUCAGGCUGAUCCUUAUUCAAAGUGGACCAUGCUUAAUGUUAAACAUGAAAAGCUGACUGUCAGUGCUGCUUUCCCUAACUUCCUUGCAGAUAGCAACUUUCAAGUUUGCAUGGUUGCAGCUAAGUCAGUAACCAGUUUGUUCCAAGAAGAGAAAUCAAGAGAUUCUACUGGUUUAUUGAAGCCUCUUCCUCUGACGUUCCAACAAAAGGCCUUUGACAACUUGUACAUCAAAGUUCAAGAUGGAACAAAGAAGCUGGCAACUGGCAGUGUCUGCCAAGAGAGUCUUCCUGAUGAAGAACAUAAUAGAAAAAUAGUUCUCCUCAUGUUAUUAACUGUGAUUUUACGCUGUAGUCCAGUGUGUGAAAAAAGGGCAUUGUUUGCAAUUUUCCAGUGUGUAAAAGAGAAUGGAUUAGAACCUCAGCUUGUAAGAAAGGUAUUAGAAAGGAUUUCUGGCAGUUCUGGCUAUAAAAGUACAGAAGAUUUCAUGAAUACCCACUUAGAUUAUCUUGUUCAAGAGUGGUUGAACUGCCGCUAUAGUCUUCAUCUUUUUCCAUAUAUUUUGUUGAAUUACUCUAGUUUAGAGGAAUUCUACAGGUCCUGUUACAAAGUUUUGAUUCCACAACUAGUAAUUAGAAAUCAGUUUGAAGAAGUCAAAUCCAUUGCUGACAAAAUUGAAAGAGAAGAGAAACAGCUUCUAGCAUACUGCUUUCCCAAAAUCCUUGUGGGUGUUCUUCCUUACUUUGCCUACCAGAAUCACAAAGAUGGUGAAUUUGCAGAAAAGAGAGCAAGAGCUUCUAAAGUCUAUGACAAACUGAAAGAUGAAAGCUGCUUAGGAAUACAGUUGAUAGACAAUUUAUUUCAUGGUAAUCUGCCAGAAAUUGUGGUAGAGAUAUUGAUGACCUUGCAUGAACCAGCUGAUAAAAAGACAGAAGAAGAUUCUGAUUUAAAGAGAUUUGCCGGAGCUCUUGAUCCUUCUCCAAAUCCUCCUUAUUUUCCAUCAUAUAUCAUCAGAGCAACAUUGGAUUACACCAGCAGCUGCUGUAAAACAAAGUCAAAAGAACUUGUAGCAAUUCUUUCCAAGAACCCUGAGUCAUUCCAGAAAAUCUUACUUGACAUAUGUAGGCAAGCAUCUGAAACAAGUAAUAUUUACAAAAAACAUAGGAUUCUUAUGGUAUAUCACUUUUUUGUAAAUUUAUUGCUGAAACAAAUAAAAGAUGGUCUAGGAGGAGCAUGGGCUUUUGUACUUCGGGAUGUCAUUUAUACCAUGAUUCAUCACAUCAGUAACAGGCCUGUAAUACUCAAAGGGAUAUUUCUCCGGAACUUUUUGCUAUGCUUUGAUCUUCUCAACCACAUUUGCCAUACUGCAGUCAAAUAUUGUCAAGAUGCCCUAGGCAGUCAUCUCCAUGUUAUUGUGGGUACACUCAUACCUAUUGUGGGAGAACAACCUGAAGCCCAAGAAGAGAUCUUGGGCUUACUGAAGUAUCUGGUAAUAGAUAAUAAAGACAAUGAAAAUCUGUACCAAGCAGUGAAACAUCUAGAUCCUUUUCCUGACCAACCUGCUUUUAAAGAACUACGUUCCGCUCAGCAAAAAAUAAAAUACAGUAAAGGAGAAUUUUCUCUUUCUGAGGAAAUCAACCAUUUCCUAUCCGUAAAUAUCUCUGAUUCAUUAUCAUUAACAAGGCGUGAAGGUUUAAAUGAUUUGCGCAAACAACUUGAAAGUCAUAAAGAACAAAUGAAAUAUCUUAUGAAAGAGUUUCAGGAAGAUCCAAAGGACUGUGUAAUAGUGAAGUUGGUGGUGUGCCUUUUACAGCUUUCAAAAAUAGCUGUAAACUCUUCUGAUACAGUCUUGGAGGCAGUUGGGAGCUGUUUGGGAGAAAUUGGCCCCAUCAGUUUUUCUACCACAGCUUUACAACACAAUAAAAUUGUAUCCUGCUUCAGUGCAGCUGAUCUGUUUGAAAACAGGGAACUUCAGUGGGUCUUCAUCAUGUUAACUCUCAUAAAUAAUGCUUUACUAGAUCAAUGUAUUGAGGUUCGAUCAGCUGCUGCUACUUGUCUGAAAAACAUUUUAGCCACUAAAACUGGUCAUGAAUUCUGGGAGAUUUACAAAGUCAAAGCAGACCCAAUGCUAAUAUAUCUGCAUCCUUUCAGAGUGUCUAAGAAAAAGGUGUUGGAAGUGUCUCAUAAAACACCAGAUACUCAUUCAGAAGUUUUGGACAAUACAAAUCUCUGGAUUCCUCAGAAUCAAAACCAUGAUGUUUGGAUUAAGACUUUGACUUCUGUGCUCUUGGACAGUGGAAGGGUAAAAAGUGAAACCCUUCUGUUACUGAAGCCUUUGUGUGAGGUUCAAACAGGUUUUUGUCAGACUGUACUUCCAUACCUAAUCCAUGAUAUCCUGCUUCAUGACUCAAAUGAAUUUGGGCAGACUCUUUUGUCCACACAUAUUCAGACAUUUUUCACCACUUGUUGCCAGAAUGCAUUGCCCCACAGUAGAACAUCUACACCCGCAUGUUCAGAUCCAGAUUCAGAAUCCCUUGCUAAUACCAAUUUGGAUAAAAUAUCUCGAAAUACGAUGCUUGCUAUAGUUGACUACUUACGACGACAAAAGAAAAGUCCUUCAAGUACAGUCUUUGAUGACAGCUUUUGGCUGGAUUUAAAUUACCUUCAGGUUGCUGUGGUAGCCCAGUCCUGUGCUGCUCAUUUCACAGCUUUGCUGUACACAGAAAUCUAUGCUGACAAGAUAAACCUGGACAAACAGCAAGAACGGUCUACUUCCAAAGCAGCAAGACAGAUAACAUUUGAGGAAGAAAGUCAGAAUGCAAGACUUACUUGUUUGAGCAACAAGAGUAAGGAAGAAACGGGAAUAAGUUUUCAGGAUCUCCUCAUGGAGAUAUACAGAAGCAUAGGAGAACCAGAUAGUAUCUAUGGCUGUGGUGGAGGAAGAAUGUUGCAGCCAUUAGCUAGAAUAAGAACAUAUGAACAUGAAGCAGUGUGGGGGAAAGCCCUGGUGACUUAUGACCUUGAAACAAGCCUUCCUCCAUCAACUCGACAGGCAGGAAUAAUAGAGGCCUUGCAGAAUUUUGGGCUAUGUGAUACUCUUUCAAUCUAUUUAAAAGGACUAGAACAGGAAAAUGAAGAAAGUACCAUGGAAUUACAAGAACUUCGUUAUCAGGCAGCUUGGAGAAAUAUGCAGUGGGAUCAGAUUUCUUCAGUCAAAGAUGAAAUGGGAGGACGAGGCUAUCAUGAAUCAUUGUAUGAUGCGCUGCAGUGUUUAAAGGACAAAGAAUUCUCUACCUUUUAUGAAAGACUGAAGUGUGCAAGAGUGAAGGAAGUAGAAGAAUUGUCUAAAGGUAGCCUUGAGUCUGUAUAUACAUUGCUGCCUACGCUCUGUAGACUGCAGACUAUUGGAGAGUUGGAAUGCACAGGACAACUUUUCACUGGAUCUGUAACUAACAGCGAUCUGAAUAACAUGUAUCUGAAGUGGCAGAGACAGUCCCAUCUUCUUCAGGAUAGUGACUUUAAUUUCCAAGAACCUAUCAUGGCUUUGCGCACAGUAAUUCUGAACAUCCUUCUGGAGAAGGAAAUGGAGAAUACCACAAGAGAAUGCAUUAAAGACAUCCUUACCAGACAUCUUGUGGAGCUGUCCAAAUUGGGUCGGAUGGCAAAAAAUACACAACUUCCAGAAAGAGCAAUGUUUCAAAUCAAGCAAUGCAGCCCAACGAGACAUGGGAUAUCUGAAUGGCAACUAGAGGAAGCGCAGGUGUUCUGGGCUAAAAAGGAGCAAAGCUUAGCACUGAAUAUCCUGAAAGAGAUGAUCAAUAAAUUGGAUGAAGAUUUGUUUAAGGUUGAAAAAGACCCAGCUUUGAGAUUAAUUUACACAGAGUGUCUCAGGUUAUGUGGAAGCUGGUUGGCAGAGACUUGCUUAGAAAAUCCUACAGUAAUUAUGCAGAAUUACUUGGAAAAGGCAGUAGAAGUUGCUGGGAGCCAAAAGGGUGAUAGCAGUGAUGAGCUGAAGAGUGGGAAAAUGAAGGCUUUUCUGUCCCUGGCUCGUUUCUCGGACACCCAGUAUCAAAGAAUUGAAAAUUACAUGAAAUCAUCAGAGUUUGAAAACAAGCAGGCUUUACUGAGGAAAGCAAAAGAGGAAGUUGGCCUUCUAAGAGAACAUAAGGUGCAGACAAACAGAUAUACAGUCAAAGUUCAACGCGAGCUGGAACUUGAUGAAUGUGCAAUUCGUGCACUGAUAGAAGACCGCAAACGUUUCUUGUGCAAAGCCAUUGAGAACUACAUCAGCUGUUUACAGAGUGGGGAAGAGCAUGACAUGUGGAUCUUCCGGCUCUGUUCCCUCUGGCUUGAGAACUCUGGAAUUUCUGAAGUCAAUGGCAUGAUUCAGAAGAAGGCAAAGAAAAUACCAUCCUACAAGUUCCUGCCUCUGAUGUAUCAACUGGCUGCUCGAAUGGGAACUAAGAUGAUAGGAUUUCAUCAGAUUUUGAAUAAUCUUAUAGCUAGAAUCUCUCUUGACCAUCCACAUCACACUUUGUUUAUAAUCUUGGCAUUGGCAAAUGCCAACAAAGAUGAAUUCCUGACAAAGCCAGAAGAACCUCAAAGAAACAGUCUAAUGAAAAAGAAGCCAAAAGAAGCUUCCCUGCUUGACAUGGAUCGAAUAGAGGCUGCUAGCAAUAUAAUUAAUAUUGUGAAACACAGAAGAACUGAAAUGGUGGCAAAUGUUGAAACCCUUUGUGAUGCUUAUAUCACUUUAGCAAACUUGGAUGCAAGUCGCUGGAAAUCACAAAAAAGAGGUGUAAAUAUCCCAUCUGAUCAACCUAUUACUAAAGUAAAGAACCUAGAAGAUGUUGUUGUACCUACUAUGGAAAUUAAGGUGGAUCCAAAUGGAAAAUAUGAAAAUUUGAUUACAAUAAGGUCAUUCAAGCCAGAAUUUCACUUAGCAGGAGGUCUUAACCUACCCAAAAUAAUAGAUUGUGUUGGAUCAGAUGGCAUUGAGAGGAGGCAACUUGUCAAGGGCCGUGAUGACCUAAGGCAGGAUGCUGUCAUGCAGCAGGUUUUCCAGAUGUGCAAUACCUUGCUCCAGGAAAACACUGAAACCAGAAAGAGAAAGUUGACUAUCCGCAGAUACAAGGUGGUUCCCCUCUCUCAGAGAAGUGGUGUGUUAGAGUGGUGUACAGGUACAAUUCCUCUGGGUGAAUUUCUUAUCAAUACGGAUAGAAGUGCUCACAAACGAUAUAGACCCAAAGACUAUAGUAGCAUAGACUGCCAAAAGAAAAUGAUGGAAGCACAAAAGACAAGUUCUGAAGAGAAAUAUGCUAUCUUCAUGGAUAUAUGCCAGAAUUUCCAACCUGUAUUUCGCUAUUUCUGUAUGGAGAAAUUUCUGGAUCCAGCAGUAUGGUUUGAGAAACGGUUAGCAUAUACUCGCAGUGUUGCCACUUCAUCAAUAGUUGGCUACAUACUUGGUCUUGGAGAUAGACAUGUGCAGAACAUUCUGUUAGAUGAGCAAACUGCAGAACUUGUGCACAUUGAUCUAGGUGUUGCUUUUGAGCAGGGCAAAAUCCUUCCUACUCCGGAGACUGUACCUUUUAGGCUAACAAGAGAUAUAGUAGAUGGGAUGGGUAUUACUGGAGUAGAAGGUGUCUUCAGGAGGUGCUGUGAAAAAACUAUGGCUGUUAUGCGAAACUCCCAAGAAGCUUUGCUGACUAUUGUAGAAGUGCUUCUCUAUGACCCCCUCUUUGACUGGACCAUGAACCCUUUAAAAGCUUUGUACUUGCAGCAAAGGCCAGAAGAUGAGGCUGAUGUCCGCUCCAGUCUCAAUGCUGCUGAACAGGGAUGUAGCAAAAAAGCAAAUGGUGAUAACCAGACAUUUAAUAAAGUAGCAGAGCGUGUCUUGAUGCGACUUCAGGAGAAACUCAAAGGUGUGGAGGAAGGAACAGUGCUCAGUGUGAGGGGCCAGGUUAAUCUUCUCAUACAGCAAGCCAUGGACCCAAAGAAUCUCAGCCGCCUCUUUCCAGGGUGGAAAGCAUGGGUCUGAAAAUGUGUAGUUGAUCUUAAGAACAAAGUGUGACCAGAUCUGAGUUUUGGGGGGGGGGGAAUGUGUCCCACAUUUCAUAUUUUCCUGGUUCGUGGAGGAAUUAAGGUCCUAAAUCCAGGAUCCCAGUGCUUGCUGAUAGCCAGUGUAACAGAGCUUUCUUCAGUUCUCCCUUCCCCCAUAGCAACCCUAAAAACAUCUCUGGACAGUUGGCCAGCAAUCUGGAGCUGAUUUUUGAGAUGAACAGCAGGCUAUAAUAGGGAGGGGAACUACAUCUGAUUAGAUUGACAGAAGCAGUUACUUUAGUAGAUACUGUGCUGGAUCCUGAACAAAGUAUUGAAACAUUGAUUUGAAAACUAUUGAACCAUAGGCUUCGAGUAUAAAUACUGCAGAGUAUCUUAUAGUAUGCCCUCCAUCAGCGGAGGGUUGCGAAGGAGCUGAGAUUACAUCACCAGGUACAUGGAUUCAUUAGUUCUUUAAAAUCCCACUUAAGUUCAGAAGGUUAAUGCUGCAAUCAUAUGCUCCCACAAAAGGAAACGAUAGUGCCUCUCAAUAAACCCCACGUUAUAGUUUGGGUGUAUUGCUGCAGUAUACUGCUAUUCUUUGUUGAUACUUUAUUUUAAAAUUAUCAUUAUUGUCAUAAGCAGAGUGGUCCCUUUGUAUGGUUGCUUUGCAGUGUAAUUGACAAAAAGAAGCUACCACCAGAUUGGUAAACGUGCACUUAGGCACUGAAAGAGAACAUAAUCUAUACGUGGUAAAAAUCCCAUGCAUCCUAGCUGUAGAUGGAAUUCAGAAACUGGUUUAUGGUUAGUAAGAGAUGUAUGCACUGUUUACCUUUUUGCUUUCAAAAGGAGGACAAGGAACUUAAAUGUUACUUAUCAUACAUUAAAAUAUGACAUACAGCACAAGUUCUCAUAAGAAGCUACAUUUUAAAUACUGAGAAGGAAAGAUAUGUAUAAAAAUAUAUGUACAUUUGUCAAACUUUAUGCCACUGGUACUAUAUUGCUUUCAUCAUUGUUAUUUACAGAAGCAACUGGUAUAGUCUAUCUAUAUGCAUAAUAAUGUGGGUAUCCUUUUACUUUUUAUAAAUGUUGAUAUUUAUAACAUAGAUAUGGUAUGUUUUUAUUCUUAUUCAAGUGGAAGUUGUACUUUAAGCUGGAAAAAAUCUUACCAUGUCCAUAAUUGAAAACUGUUCUUUCUCAUGGAAAUAGUGGCCUACCUCAAUCAGUCCAAUUUGCAAUUGUAUUAUUAAGCUGUAUUAUUACUUGCAGAGGAGCCUGCAGGCAAAAGAUCAAGGGGCAUUAUAAAUCAAAAUGAAAUUACUAAAAUAAGCUAAAAUAUGUGAAAUCAAUUUAUCUGUUUUUAUAAUGUAAUACUGGGACAUGUGUAUAUUGUUCAAAUGAAAAGAAUAAAUUUGUCCAUGUACUUUGUA
Molecule: messenger RNA, 10952 nt
Organism: Sceloporus undulatus (fence lizard)
Lineage: Eukaryota; Metazoa; Chordata; Lepidosauria; Squamata; Phrynosomatidae
Gene: ATM
Product: ATM serine/threonine kinase
Exons: 63
Coding region: 350-9523 (3057 amino acids)
Biological process (GO): DNA repair
Molecular function (GO): protein binding; protein serine/threonine kinase activity
Source: RefSeq, a predicted model, not a curated record